Molecule: messenger RNA, 219 nt
Organism: Helicoverpa armigera (cotton bollworm)
Lineage: Eukaryota; Metazoa; Arthropoda; Insecta; Lepidoptera; Noctuidae
Gene: SIFa
Product: neuropeptide SIFamide
Exons: 2
Coding region: 10-219 (69 amino acids)
Source: RefSeq, a predicted model, not a curated record
UCACUAGAAAUGCGUUUCAUCGUAGCUCUGUGCCUCUUCGCCAUCGUGAUGUGCCUUCACAAUGCUGAAGCCACAUACAGGAAGCCCCCUUUCAAUGGAUCCAUAUUCGGCAAGCGUGGUGUUGUUGAAUACGACUCGACCGGCAAAGCAUUGUCGGCGUUAUGCGAAAUUGCCGCUGAAACCUGCCAGGCGUGGUACCAAGCCUUAGAAAAUAAGUGA